AAAUUCUUAAGAAAAGAAAGAAAGAGAAAAAAGGAAGCUGAGUAAUGCCGUCGACAUAUUAAAAAAGAUCGAGCAAAUCGUCUCUGCACUGACUGCAAUAAAGCUCGAGAGAGCGUCGAGAAAAGGCAACAGUAAAUUUUUACUGCAAAGAAGAAUGAUGCGUCGGACUGCUAGUAUGGACCGACUUUUAUCAUCCUCAUUUUCUUUGGAAGGAUGCCAUUACGUUUUAUUGGUUCAUGGGUCACCUGUUAAAAGGACUCCAUCUUAUGUAACAAUUGAGGCAGUCCAACGAACUUCCAACAGACGGCGCUCAAGCUUUGUAGCGUCUUCACUUAAAUUCCGCCCCUAUUCCGAAGCGGAUCCAAUGCAGAACAGCGAAGUGGAACGACAGAAUACGCCACCCCUUCCUCCACCACCAGCACCUCACAUUUGUUCGCACAAUUACGAAAGCAUAGACGAACCACUGCCACCUCCUCCUCCACCAACUUCUGCUCAGGAAGUUAAACCUCAACUUCUCGUUCAACCUACUAUGCCGUCAAGUCCUCGUCUAUGUGUUACUGGCUUCCCAAGACGACGGUUAGACGCCGAAGAACCGAAGCAGAACGAGCGCAAUCAGUUGAACGAAUGUCGAGAUUACGGUGAUUAUAGAGCUACAAAUACGCCAGGCUCAACAACUGGUCAAGAUACUUCGACAUCAUCAAAUUCCUCUUUUAGAAGGAGAGCGGAUAGUUUCGGUUUAGAUAGAACACCUAUAGCAAGAACAGUUGUUUGCAGUUUGUUAUCAGCCUUAUUUGUGUCAACUCUCCUACUCUUAUGCAUGUUUGGAUGGUACGAUUACAGCUUGAGAGUUGCUGUUACAGUGUCUGCUAUGGUUCUUCUCUUCCUUUCAAUCUCAUUGUGCAUUUCGAGGAUGGUCAGAUGCGCUUUGGCCCUUAUUCUACCAAGUAUUAUAACGACAAGAGGAAGGCUUGGAUGUUUAAUUCUUCUUAGUAGUUUAUUAUUAAAAGGUCCAGCUGACAAUAUCUUUCAAAACGUUGAAGAAGUUUGUAGGAGUCUUAGUUGUUCUACUGAGCAGUCUCAUAAUCAAACGGCCAUUUUACUUCAACCAUUUGACGCUAUGAUGCAACAGCUUAACCAUACAACUAGAAAAUUACAGUACGCAGCUCUCAAUGUCAGCAAUCGUUUUCGGCCCCUUAAUCGAUCCCUUAUCGAAGCUGAUCGAUCAUUGGUUAGAAGUGAUAAGAUAAUACAUCAAUCGAACUGCCGUAAUUUGAUAAAAAAAGCCCAUGCCGAUUGUGAAAAUGGUAUACAAGAAGCUAGAUCAAGGUGCGACAAGAUAGUUGAAUCGAUAGCAGAUGUGGUAAUGACCGCUCAGAGUUUUUUCAAAAAAUUAGAAACAAACAUACCAAACGAUCAUAUAGAGAAGCGGAGGGCAGAGGAAGAGAAAUCGGCUCGACCAAAAACUAAUGAAGACCGAUCCAAGUUAAUGUGUAAGCCCCUGCAGACUGGCAGUGUUUGUUCGACUUUAGCUAAUCCGAAAAAUCUGUGCGUCGAAUCAGACAAUGCUGGAGGAGCUAUUAGAAGGGCAAUUAACGCUACUCAAUCAGCUAUGGAAAAAUUGGAAAAUUCAUUACAUUUUUCAGUAUCACCAAGUGUUAAAGGAUGGAUAGACAAAGGAGGAGGAGGAGGACGAGGAGGAUUAAAAUCAAAUCAGAAUAAGACAGUAUCAUUAUCAAUAUCCGAAAGGAUAGAAAAAAAAUUCAGAAAAAGAAUUGAAUAUGUUCAAUUAGCUAUUGAAAUUCUUCAUAAAAUGUUACCUAUUUCGCUUUUAUUAAUUGCAAACUCGGCAUUUAGACAUAUAAAAGUAACACCGGAUAAUCGUUUUUAUAUCUAAAUAAUUAAUCCUUACUUAAUCCUUAAAUAUUUUAUUAUUUGAUUACGUACACGAUAGAAGUAUUUAAAGAAAACAGCCCUCAAGUUAAGACAGAAAAAUACGAGCGUUUUAACCUUUUUGACCCUUUUUAUAUAAACAAAAUAGAGCAGUUUGGUAUCAAGCCGGUAAAGUUUUAAGAUGUAUUAUAUCAAUAAGGAAUUGUUUAAAUCUAUAUAACAAUAAGUAUUCUUAUAUCCGGUGAUACUUUUCUUAAUAAGUUCUACUUGACUGAUAUUCGCUAUGAUAAUACUUACGUAUCGAGAAGAGCUGGAAAAUUGGAUGCGAGAAGGAAAGAAGUUGGUUCUGUACCUCUACUACCUCUUCGUAGAUAUGAAAAAAGGACUGUUUCCGAUGUUUCCGGUUCCGCUGAAUUAACGGCAGCCGAAGAAAAACUCUAUUCCGUUGGACUGUGUGUUCUCCUACUCCACUUUUUGCUUGCUUUCGCUUUAUAUUCAUUUGAUUUUCUCCUUUAUUGGGUACUCAGUUUAAUUACUAAGAAUUCUAGUGGUUUAAAUCUUGAGAAUGAUCCGAUAGUUUCAUCAAGAAUAUCCUUGAGGGGAGAAGGUGCACUUUUUGAACUUCUUCAUAUAUUUAUAUCUUCAUUCAAUUUGGGUAGUAUGUCCAACUAUGCACAAGCAGUCGAUUCCCGAAAGUGCUUGCCGAAGCCCAACUCUCCUAAACUUUUAUAUUUGUUUGUUUUAUUAAUCUUGUAUAUUGUAUUGCUAGUCACCCUUCUACUCAAAGCCUAUAUAUUCCGAAUUCGGGCCAGGUUAUCUGCUUAUUUCUAUCCGGAAAGGGAAAAAGCUAGAUUAGUUCACCUAUAUUCUAAGCUUUUGAUGAGGAGAUCCAAAGCCGGGAUAAGCCUCUCAAAUAGAGUUCGAGAAGAACAAUUGAAGAGAGAUUUACAAAGAGAGGUUAGCAUCUUCAGGAGGUUAGCUUCAAUUUGCCCACCUUUGAAACCUUUAGUAUUUGGCCCAAGAAAGUGCUUGGCGUGCAACGCUCUAGAAGAGCACGGUUUUGUCGAUUGUUCAACAGCUGGUUGUUGCGGUUUCUAUUGCCCCGAUUGUUUCCUCGACCUCGGUAGAGUUUGUACUUUAUGCGAACGAUUUUUUAGAAGAAGUGGAGGAUUUGCUUGUGAAGAAGAGGAAGAAUACGAAGAUGAAUUCGGUGAAUUUGAAGAAAUCUCUUUAGCAUAUGACAAGAGAGUAUACUUGUAAAGAAGAUAAUGAAUAAGCUGCUGUUUCAAGAAAUAUCUUUCUAUUUCCAACAAUUCUACUUACUAUAAGAUAUCGACAAAAAAUUUCAGCAAUGAACAACUAUAUCAAGGAUAAAACUGGCAUUUAUUCAAGUUUUUAAAUGUAAAAUACUCUAAACUGUAUGUCUUUUUUUUUGCCAACAUAAUAUG
Molecule: messenger RNA, 3338 nt
Organism: Dimorphilus gyrociliatus
Lineage: Eukaryota; Metazoa; Annelida; Polychaeta; Dinophilidae
Source: the annotation of a GenBank genome assembly